GUGUAAGUGUAACCUGCACUCCAACAGCUGUGUGUUUGACAAGGACAAAGGGAAGCUGGGAUGUGAGUGUGAACACAACACAACAGGACCGGACUGCGGCCGCUGUAAGAGACACUACCACGGACGACCCUGGAACGUCGGGUCCUAUCUGCCCAUUCCCAAAGGAACUGCUAACAUCUGUAUCCAUAGCAGUCAUGGACCAGUGCAUCGAGCUAAUGCUUCAUCUCUAGGUGUUGCAAACCGUAAUCAAGCUCAUGUGUGUGACAACGCCAUGCUUCUCUGUCAGAACGGGGGAACAUGCCACCACCACCAGCAGCGGUGCCACUGUGCUACAGGUUUCACUGGCAUCCUUUGUGAGAGAGAACGAUGCCAGGGCCCUGGGCCCUGUGAGGAGUACCCAACGUCUGGGCAACCAUCCCUCCGCCACCCCCUCCUCUUCCACUACCUCUACCCACUCCUCCUGGGCCCCCCAGGUCUGCUCCUCACCCUAGUGAUGAUAGGGUUCUGCUGACGAUCGCUGUAUUCAUUACAAUUUGCCAGGGAACUUUGAACUUGGAAAGAUCUACUUGGCCUUAUUGCAUCUCUAAGCACAUGUCUUUUGGGGGAUAUCUUGGGAUAGCAGCAUCGUCUUGGGGGAAUGGAGAAGGAACUGCAGCACCUAAAGUUCCUAGAUGGGACCAUCCAGAGACACUGACUGAGAUACAAUGUGUCAUACGCCACCAUGACUGAGAUGAGGUAGAAGUGCAAGUGUUUGCUGAUAAACUAGAUGAUUAACGAAGAUAUGCUUUUGGUCAGAGUCAGACAGACAGACAGACAGACAGAGAGAGAGAGAGAGAGAGAGACAGACAGACAGGAAAAAAACACAUCUGUUUUACAGUACAAUCUAUAAUCUAUAAUCUAUAAUCGCACAAUGAUUGCAUCUCAAAUGGCACCCUAUUCCCUAUGUAGUGCACUACUUUUGGCCAGGGCCCUAUGGCACC
Messenger RNA from Salvelinus sp. IW2-2015, 980 nucleotides. Its product is annotated as netrin-G1-like. Lineage: Eukaryota; Metazoa; Chordata; Actinopteri; Salmoniformes; Salmonidae. Gene Ontology annotation, cellular component: basement membrane. Gene Ontology annotation, biological process: tissue development; substrate adhesion-dependent cell spreading; animal organ morphogenesis. The record is from RefSeq and is a predicted model, not a curated record.